CCACGUUUGACACUUAAUCGUUGACGGGGAGGGGAGACGUUCCGACUUGCUGCUCUCUCGAGCCCGCCAGUUGCACUCUGCGCGCAAUUGCAUCAAUUUCUCGCUGUUCGCGGGUAACGCGCAUGUCAUCCGAAAUGUCAACAAAAAAAAAAUCGAUUGCGGCCGAGUGCAGCCGAGUGCAGUACACACUCCAGCAUCUCGGUUGCGAUUCUGAGAAGCGAAAGUGGCUACAGAUGGCGCGCAUCGUGUUUCGCGUGCGAAAACGUCACGUGACACAUGUCAGUUUAUUGUCACUAGAUAGUGGCUUGAAAACGGCGAUCAUGACUCCUCUGUCGGCUUGCGAUCAUAUUAGGCAGUAUUGCAAUUGGCAACGGGUCAAACACAAGCCCCCGAGAUAAGUGAUUAAAAAAUGGCAUCCGCGCCGACGUCGCACAAUGAGGUUCCCCAGGAAUUUUCUGUCAACAAACUUAUACGUGUCGGUUAUUACGAGCUAGAAAAGACAAUUGGCAAGGGAAAUUUCGCCGUGGUUAAAAUGGCCACUCACGUCGUAACGAAAUCUAAGGUUGCUAUAAAAAUAAUAGAUAAGACUAAGCUAAAUGAAGAAAACCUAGCAAAAAUAUUUCGGGAAGUACACAUAAUGAAAAGGUUACGACAUCCACACAUUAUAAGACUGUACCAAGUAAUGGAAACAGAAAAAAUGAUUUAUCUAGUGACAGAAUAUGCUCCUGGUGGAGAAAUAUUUGACCAUCUUGUUCGCAAUGGCAGAAUGCCUGAACCAGAAGCACGAAGAAUUUUUCGUCAAAUUGUAUAUGCUGUUCAGUACUUGCAUCAGCAGAGAGUGGUUCAUCGAGAUCUUAAGGCUGAGAAUUUAUUGCUUGAUGCAGACAAUAACAUAAAACUUGCUGACUUUGGAUUCAGCAAUGAAUAUACUCCUGGUGUUCCUCUGAAUACGUGGUGCGGAUCACCACCGUAUGCUGCACCUGAAAUUUUUGAGGGAAAACAGUAUGACGGGCCCAGAGCUGACGUAUGGAGUCUUGGCGUUGUCUUGUAUGUACUAGUAUGUGGUGCUCUACCAUUUGAUGGACCUACAAUGCACUUGUUACGAUCUGUAGUUGUCUCAGGGAAAUUCAGAAUUCCUUUUUUUAUGUCUGCAGAGUGCGAAAAAUUGAUCAGGCAUAUGUUAGUGGUAGAACCAGAGCGCCGUUUAAGUAUUUCACAAAUCUUAGCUCAUUCGUGGAUGGGUGGAGAUGGAGUAGUGGAAUUAGAACCUGGAGGAUGUACCUCUGAUGUGAGCGUAUCACCACAGUUAAAUCAAUUAGUAAUAGAGAGUAUGCUAAGGUUGCCUGGACUUACCGCAGAUACAUUGUUACAAGCCAUCAAAGGAAAUACUUUCGAUCACGUGUCGGCAAUAUAUAAUUUACUUGUCGACCGAUUAGAAUCGACUAUGCCUAAUUUACCCAGUAUCCAAAGUAUACCGGGUGAUUAUUUGCCAGAUGGUGCACAUCAAUUGGAAAAGUUUGGCGAAGCAGAAGCAGAAGUAGAUGAUAAGAGUACUCUUUAUUUGCCACUUGGGACUUCGUACCACACAACAAGAAGACAUACAGUCGGACCUGGUGACGCGGUGCAUCAGCCAUCUACGUCAUACCCUUACAAUCACAUGUCAGGAUAUCAAACAUUACGGCCUUUUCCAGUUCUUCAUUGUAAUAUGGAUCCUCAAGUUUUACCACACACAAAUUUACCACUAAAUCUUCCUUUAGUUCAACAUCAACCGCCUCAAAACUUCCAAAUAAAAGACCAGCAUUUAUUAAAACCACCUCCUGUAAUGGGUGCCACUGGAAGCUUCGGUAGAAGAGCUUCGGAUGGUGGAGCAAAUCUUCAUAUAUUUCAUCAACAACACAGUAAUAACGUUACCAGCGACGAAGAUAGUGGUUGGAGUCAACCUGGUAGCAGAGAACAAUUACAACCUUUACAGAGUGGCAGUUCAGGUUUAGUACAAUGUGCUCAGUCGUUAAAUGUUGGCGUUAGUACUACAAACGGAGACGGAAACAACAACACCUGUAGCAACAGCAGUGGCGGAAAUAGUGAUAGAAGAAGAAGAUCUGGUUUAAGCACCGUUAUGCAACGGCCAGUUAUAAAGCCAGAACUGGUAAUGGAGGUAGAAGCUAGGAUGAAUAGAGCUUAUCUACCAUCACGACUGUUACCACCUCAUCUUAGAGGAUCGACACAUCCACACCACAGGAAAUCUUCAUUAUUUCAAACUAGUGCUGUAAACAAUUCGUAUAAAGAGCCAAGCAGCCAUGUCGCUGCUGAAAGAUACUCACCUGUUCGUCGGGCGUCGGAAGGGUCAGGUGCUCCAGGACCAGGCAUUCAAACUCUUCAACAAGAAUAUCAACAAUUACAAAGAUUAGCAUCUCCUUCACAUAGUCCUGCAAGUAUUCCUGGUUCUCCGGUGCACGAGAGAAAUGUAGCAGCAAUUACACAAGGUCUCAGUGGUUUAACUACAACGUCAGUACAGGGUAGUAUUGUACACGGUACGCCGGCACAACCACCGGCAACACCUUUAGACUUAAGUCCACUCAGGCAUCAUAGAUCACCCGCUACUACCCCUGUAAAUUACUCCCCCAGUAACAGUCCGGCGUUGGAUAUGAUACAAGAAGAACAUCAUGUAGAAGUACCGAGGGUACCACCACAAAUUUCAGUGACGGAUGUUCUUGGGGGGCAGGUGACGUUAGUUAGUUGCUCGCCCUCUCCGUCUCCGUCACCUGAUUCGCUCGAAGACGCGUUACCUCGUUAUAACAACACUCUUCCGAGUUUCACAAUUACAGAAGUGUGCGAUACUUCGAGACCCAGUAUCACACGCGGCAUUGGUAGAACACUCAGUAUGAUACCUACCGAAGUUGAAGUCACACUGUCCGACGAGUCAAGCAGAUUGAAUUCCGAGGCUAUAUUAGGUCGUGUAAAACAAAUAAUAGACGCGAGAGCGCCACCGAAAGGUUUCAUAUUCUCGAAUGAGGAGGUAAAAGGUAGCGGACUUAGUUUAGAAUAUCCGGGUGGCGUACAAAUCGAACUCAGAGUAUGUGAGUCGGAAGAGCGGGAAGCGAAGGGGAUAAAAAUGCGUAGGAUUAGCGGGGACCACAUGCGAUACAGUCAACUUUGUCAAGAAUUGAUUUCGUGUAUUACUGUUUGACGACAACCAUCAUAUAAUGUAACUUUUUUAUACCUUACGUUCAUAUAUACAUAUAUAUAUAUUUAUGUACGUGCAUAUAAAUAUAAAUAUAUAUAUAUAUAUAAUAUGUGUAUACAUUCCUAGUGUACAUACACUGUUCAUCACAGUAUUGCACAUACAUGCUGCAUACACACAAACGGUAUUUUAAAAAUUGUCAUUUUUCAUGUUAUUAUUGUAUAUUCAUAAUAACCAUUCAGUAUACUAGUUUUUUUUUUCUUCUCAUGUUAAUUGCUUCGAGAAACUACGAGCCGUCUUGUUUGUAAUCGAUCGUGAUCUUUCUUACAAACAAGAAGAAUAUGUACGAAAUAUAUUGUAAAAAAAUAUGGUUAUAUUGACCAUGUUCAGCAGACUGAGCAGAUCAGUGAGCGCUUAGUGAUUCUUCAAUAUGAUUGGUUUCUACACUUAGAUCCAGCGAAGAUCUAUAGGCAAGAUUCAAUCAUUAAAGAAUCACUAAGCGUUCACUGAUCUGCUCAGUCUGCUGAACGUGGCCAUUAUAUACAUACGUGUUUAUGUAUAAAAACAGUGUAUAAUCAUAUCUUUUGAAAUACUUACGACUAUCAUGUGUGCACAUGUUUAAUCUUCGAAAAGUAUACGUUUUUUCAUCCUCGUUACUUUUUAUCGAUACGGGUAUUAGGAAAACACAUUGAUCGAGAGCGAGAGAAAAUUUUUACUCAAAAUUUGUUUACACACCAGUUAUAAAAUAAGGGUUAACGUCCGAAUGUACGGAACAGAUCGCUGCGAGUUUAUUCUGUAACUUUCAACGUGCAAAAUGUAUCAGACAAAAUAGUCGCGCAACGCAAUUGUCGUUGUAAGUUACAGAAUUCGGGGAACGGGGGGAUUGGUUUGUUUGACAUGCAUUUUACUCAUGUUGACACAUUCGCGAACUUUUGACGUAAGACAACUUUCGUGUCUGAAAAACAAAAACUGUCAACAUAGUAAUGUCUUCGUGAUUUUUGUUAAUUCAAAAAUCUUUAAUUGUUAGGUUCGAAAUAGUAUAUCACGCAAUCCGUUUAUUUCAACGCAUCGAACAAACGUUAAUAUUGUUAUGUAUAGGCGUGCGGGAGAAUCUUGUAACUUUAAGUUUUAAGAUCGCGCCAAAAGCAACGGUUCGAAAGUGAUAUAAUUUAAUAUGAAUCGAGCGUUGUUGUUGUUUUGUAUCAUAAUUUUUAACGUUUCUCUCUUUCCGUCUAUGUUCUUGAUGUUAGAUAUACAAUCGUAGACAGGCAAUUGUAAAUUGCCUCCUUUGUAUUAUUGGAUAUUUGUUAGAUUAUUAAUUAUACGCGGAGAAACGAGAGAUAAGAACUAUUAUUAUAUUACUAUUAAUUAUCAUUAUUAUUAUUAUUAUUGCUAUUAUUAUUAUAUUAUUUGUACUGAAGAUAUACAAAUGAACAUAGCUAUCUCUUUCCUUGUGCCACGUACAAUUUACAGCAUGAAGCAGAUCUACAUAGCGCGCGUGCAAUUUUACUAAAGAAAUAAAUAUAGUCAUGAUGUAACAGAAACUGGUGACUUCAGUGAAUGAAUGAUAAUUACAAGAGCGUUCACACACUUCGACUGCAACGUGUGUAUAAAAUAAAUUAAACAGUUUAUAAAUAUGCGGAAGAUGUGUUAACAUGCAAACAGCAAUAUUUCGGUUAAAAAGGUAAUUUUCAUGUAUAAUCAACAAUACAUGUGCAAUGAGUUUUAGUAUAGUAAGACAAUUAUGUACAUAAAUUUGUGUUGUUAGAAAGCAAGUUGAUGAAUGAAUGAAUGUUUUGUUUUACUGUUAAUACAUGCAAUCUGCUUUUUAUUAUUUCUUAUCACUGAAAACUUUUUUUACAUUUUGUGAUAUAUAAACAAUGCAAACUAUUUAAUGUUAUCAUUUUCUUUUAUAUAUAAUUCUUUUAUUCUUUAUCUACUCUUUUUAUUUUAAUAAAUCAUAAAAUUGAGUUUUUUUGAGGGUCAUAUACAUUGCGAUAGAAGGUUUUGAUAUUUAUUCAUUAAAAUUAAUUUAAAAUUAAAUGAUCAUUUGUGUCCGAACACAAAAUCGUCCAAUUUCUUUCCUUUAUAAAAAAAAAGUUUUUGGACUCUGAGCUGAAUAUGAUCAUCAGUUUUUUUGUAUUUUUCUUAUUAUGUGUUUACUUUUUA
Molecule: messenger RNA, 5350 nt
Organism: Pseudomyrmex gracilis
Lineage: Eukaryota; Metazoa; Arthropoda; Insecta; Hymenoptera; Formicidae
Product: serine/threonine-protein kinase SIK3-like
Exons: 13
Coding region: 410-3187 (925 amino acids)
Biological process (GO): microtubule cytoskeleton organization; intracellular signal transduction; protein phosphorylation
Cellular component (GO): cytoplasm
Molecular function (GO): tau-protein kinase activity; ATP binding; protein serine/threonine kinase activity
Source: RefSeq, a predicted model, not a curated record